UGUGUACGGAAGCAACGUGUGGAGAAGUGCAAUGAUCAAACACGUUUUCUUGACAGGACCUCCAGGUGUGGGCAAAACCACUCUCGUCCAAAAGGCGUGCGAAGCUUUAGUGUCAUCGGGACACGCAGUGGAGGGAUUUUACACCCAGGAGGUCAGAGAUGGAGGCCGGAGAGUGGGCUUUGAUGUGGUCACCGUGGACGGACAAAGGGGGCCCUUGUCCAGAACCAGAGACAUGGCUGCAGCCGCUCCUGGUGGAAGGGAGCACACAGUCGGGCAGUAUGUGGUUGACUUGUCUUCAUUUGAACACCAAGUUCUCCCCCUUUUCAGGAAGCCAGCCCCAGCUGACCACAGGAGGGUGUUCAUCAUCGAUGAGAUUGGGAAAAUGGAGCUCUUCAGCCAGUCCUUCAUCCGAGCGGUGAGAAACACCCUUGACAGCUGCACGGUUUUGGGCACCAUCCCUGUUCCAAAGGGGAAGCCACUUGCUCUGGUGGAGGAGGUUCGCAGUCGCGCCGAUGUCAAGGUCUUCACUGUGUCCAAGGAAAACAGGGAUUCCCUUCUGCCUCAAAUCCUCUCGGUGCUGCAGGAGUGUUCUUCCUAACACGAUUAUAAAGAGACUCAGGCAGCAGAAAAAUGCUGCUUUUCUUCCGUGUCGUUCUGCUGACAACAUGUUUAGAAUGUUCAGACUGCGUGGAUCCUCGCAGGGCACCAUGCUGAGGUGAUGACCUUUGUUCAAGGUCGUCCCCAGCUACCAGAGUUGGUGUGUAACAUGCAUGCAUUCAUGUAUACAAUUCAUUUUUCUUCCCUCACACAGCCUGAAAAUGGACUGCAUGCUGAAUAAUUGAUGGUGAGCCUGAACGCAGCGGGGCGGUUGUCGAGCGAGUGCGUAAAUAUCCUAAAGCGCCCGGAGUCAGGCAUCUGCCAGUCCCCAAAACAGCUCUGCUUUGUUUCUCCUGGAGCCGUACUGUUCAUGGUGUGCUCUCAUCACCACACGGGAAUAAAGUGUUGUGGAAACAACGAUGCCCCCGAAAGAUUAUUAAAAAUCUGGGAUUAGAAGAUGGCACUCUUGUAGAAUACAUCCGUUUUGUUGCCUGCUUGAGGUUGGUUCUCGGGGCAGCAGCCAAGAUAGCAAGGCCCCUAAUGUCUCCUGCAGCUCUGAGUUCUGAGAGCAUAAUCUCUGCUGUGUGUCCUGGGUCUGCCCCAGUGCCUCCUCCUCAUGGUCAUGCUGAACACCUCACAAGGAGCCAUCUUGACAAGAUGUUGGCAUCACCUCAGUUGACUCCUUCACUGAUGGAUAGAAGUCGGCUGGAGUGUCUCACUCUUAUUUCUACAGGAGAGUCUCAUGUUCUUGAGGUCACGACUCAAAGCCUCAUUGGUGAAGAUGAGGCUGGUGAAACCUAAGAAAGCUGGGAAACGUUCACAACAUGGAUCAGAACAUUUUCUGUUAGAGCUGUAAUCUUGAACUCUCCUUGAUCCUUGACUCUUAACUCAAUGAAGCCAGCAUCACCUGCAACAUUGGAGCAUGUAUUUUUCUUUCUCUAUAUCUUUCAAAACUUCAUUUGAUCCAAAUAUGAAAUAGAAAUGCCUCUUUGACAAGUUGAAGUCUUACUAUCUUGCUUCUGAAUUUUCAUCCACCACUCUUGGAAGAAGAUCAAUAUCCCUAGCUAGCAGGGCAAUCAAUGGGUGAUGUCAUCAUCGAUAUCACUGAAUAUGAUUUAUUCAUGCCAAUUAUCUGCUGAGCUCAUCAUAAAAGUGCAACAUCUCUCUUCCCUGGUUUCAUUUGAAAUCUUUUAAUCUUGACGGUCAAUAAAUAUCUUUGACUGGUUUCAGGGCUUUAGUGCUUCAUCCGCUCAGAUAAUGGAUUCUAUAUCCACGUGGCUUCAGAUUACAGCGCAGGAUAAAUGAUAUCACUGAGUGUGGGAUUUUCCCCUUGUCAAGAGCAUUUAAGGAGGAUUUGGUCCGCUGAUGUAAAAGGUUCUGCAUCUGCCAAGUCUUUUGUUUCUUUUGUAAACUUGAAGAAAGUGAAACUUGACUGUCAGCAAAUAUUAAUCCUGUUCGCCUGCUGUCGCAAUGUUCUUCAGGACAGGUUUCUGCGCACUGAGCUAUCAUAACAGUUAAUAUCGACAGGCUUUCCUAUGCUUAGUUGAGGUCAAGUCGUGGGGGCAGCAGCCAAAGCAAAGACGGCCAGACUUCCCCCACACUUCUUCUAGUUUUUUCUAAAUCUAUUCACAUUUACAUCUCCAAUUUCUUGUUUUGUGACCAUAAAUUGCAUUAAAAAUGUAACUGUUGUCCUCCACUUAAACGGCUUUAUUCUCCUUUUAUUCUCCCAGUGGAGUUUAACAUGGUAAGGGACUUGGAAAAUUGAUACAAUGAUCCAAACACAGGUUUUA
Molecule: messenger RNA, 2387 nt
Organism: Synchiropus splendidus (mandarinfish)
Lineage: Eukaryota; Metazoa; Chordata; Actinopteri; Syngnathiformes; Callionymidae
Gene: ntpcr
Product: nucleoside-triphosphatase, cancer-related
Exons: 5
Coding region: 32-598 (188 amino acids)
Molecular function (GO): ATP hydrolysis activity
Source: RefSeq, a predicted model, not a curated record